Messenger RNA from Vigna radiata var. radiata (mung bean), 2418 nucleotides. Its product is annotated as NAC domain-containing protein 7. Gene Ontology annotation, biological process: regulation of DNA-templated transcription. NCBI's taxonomy places the organism in Eukaryota, Viridiplantae, Streptophyta, Magnoliopsida, Fabales, Fabaceae. The record is from RefSeq and is a predicted model, not a curated record. Gene Ontology annotation, molecular function: DNA binding. Bases 988 to 2022 code for a protein of 344 amino acids. The transcript has 4 exons.
AUGGUAGGGACUAAGAAUGAAGGAGGGGGCCACCAUGCCUCAUUUGUGUGUGAGAGGUGUGCAUGCCUUUUUUUUCCCAAAAGCCAGAAGGCUUGGCUGUUCCAUUACGUCACCACCAAAUUUGUUUACUCUUUUUAGUGCCUUGUGGAAACCCUUUAAGAUUCGUCAUUCAUCUAAGCUGCUACUUCCUCUCUGCCUUCACCGUUUCAUACUUUCCUCUCUGCAAUCUUUACUCUAACAUAUUAUGCAAACCUUCCUCAUACAUACAUAGAAAGAGACCCUUUUGCCCACUGAAAACAAAGCUGUUCACUUUGUGUUGGUUGCCUUCAGUCUCUUUCAGCUUCAGGUUGAGCUGCCACUGCCCAACCAUUUCCUUUCACCUCUUCCAUUUUUUCCGCCACCUUUUCUCCCUCUCCGUCACUCACAAACCUUUCCCACCAAUUCAGCCUAACCGACACUCAGAUCUUGUUCGUCAUAUAUAUCUUGUAUUGUUUGCCAGAAACCGAACAGAAGCAUGUAUAUCUUUAGGGUUUUAUUUUUCUGUGUUACUGUUUUCCUUCUUCUUUGACCUACUUUUCCAGAAACAAAAGAGAACUCUUCCCGGCGUUGAUCUUCAGACGUUGCCGCUUUCUGUUCUUCUUCUUGUACGCCUUUUUCCUCGGGAUCCGAUCCCACAAGUAAAAAACACAGGUUGUUUGUUUCUUGUGAGAGAACAAAAAGCUAACAGAAAAAGUCGACGGGUUCUGUUCCCGAGGACUUGUGUUUGUUACUGUUUCAACCUUUUUCAGUGCUUUUAUUGCGUUGAAAAUCUUUGUCUGAUUUAGGAGCAUUUUCCCUAUAUAUUCUGGAGUUAAAGUUGAGACAUAUCACCACAGCACCACUUUCAUCUCGGUGCACAAAACACCAACUCAUUUUGGAGGAAGAUUUGUGACAGAACCACACUCAGAUCUGUGAAGACUAGCUUGAUCUGAAUCAACAGAAGAGAACAUGGAUAGUUUCACUCAUGUUCCCCCCGGUUUUAGGUUUCAUCCAACGGAUGAAGAGCUUGUUGAUUACUACCUUAGGAAGAAAGUGGCUUCAAGGAGGAUUGAUCUGGAUGUCAUAAAAGAUGUUGACCUCUACAAAAUUGAGCCAUGGGAUCUUCAAGAGAUUUGCAGAAUAGGAACGGAAGAGCAAAACGAAUGGUACUUCUUUAGCCACAAAGACAAGAAGUAUCCAACUGGAACUCGCACAAAUAGAGCAACUGCAGCUGGGUUUUGGAAAGCGACAGGAAGAGACAAGGCAAUCUAUUCCAAACAUGAACUGAUAGGCAUGAGGAAAACCUUAGUCUUUUAUAAAGGUCGAGCACCAAAUGGACAAAAGUCAGAUUGGAUAAUGCAUGAAUAUCGGCUUGAAACAGAAGAAAAUGGCACUCCACAGGAAGAAGGUUGGGUUGUGUGUAGAGUAUUCAAGAAGAGAGUAACAACAAUGCGUAAAGUGAAUGAGCACGAGUCUCCCAGUUGGUAUGAUGAGCAAGUAUCUUUCAUUCAAGACAUGGACUCACCGAAGCAGACCUCUCAAUCUAAUCUGGUCUACCAGCUUCCCUAUCAUUGCAAGAAAGAGCUAGAUGUGCCCUACCAGAUGCCUCGUGACCACUUCCUUCCACUUCUGGAGAGCCCAAAUCCCAUGGCACCAUAUCUUCUAGAUCAUGUGAACCACUCCACCACUCUGCUUCCCUCGUUACUCAUACAAGAAGAACAUGUUAUAGGUCAGCAAAUAAACCUUCAGACAACCUACGGCAAAAGCAACCGCAAUGAUCAAGUAACUGAUUGGCGAGUGCUUGACAAGUUCGUUGCUUCACAACUCAGUCAAGAUGGAUCCAAAGACAAUGCCUACUCAAACACCACAGCCAGUAUCUUUCACGGCAAUGACAGUGGCAAUUGCAAUGUACAGUUCAGACAUUUCGACAAACAUGAGAUGGUGGUGCCUCCAGAAAAUGCCUCAACAUCAAACUCCAGCUGCCCAAUUGCAUUAUGGAAAUAGCGACUGCAUCAUAAAUUGGUUUUGGGUACAUACUAAUUAUAGGUACUUAGCUAAAAACAUCUCUUGCAAGUACUGUUUAAGUGCCUGUACAUAAUAAACGCAUAAUGAGCAAAACUUUAACUAUUGUGGAGCUUCUCGCUCCACUGCAGCUAUCUAGCUUCUAGCAUAUAUUCAACUGAAAAGAAAGAAAAUGAAUGGGACGUGAAAUACUUAGUAUAAAAAGCCAUAUCUAUAUUUCUCUGAAGAUGGAAAGGUUUGAAAGGGUACGCAUGCAUGAUGAGCUCUGCCAUGUAAACCGAGGUCCCACGGCCACAUUCGCUGUUUUCAUUGGAGUGACAGGGUGGUCCACACAUAUAUUAUAUAUAUGUCUAUGUUACAAUUAAAACAAAAUAGUUA